Molecule: messenger RNA, 1410 nt
Organism: Penicillium antarcticum
Lineage: Eukaryota; Fungi; Ascomycota; Eurotiomycetes; Eurotiales; Aspergillaceae
Product: universal stress protein
Exons: 3
Coding region: 1-1410 (469 amino acids)
Source: RefSeq, a predicted model, not a curated record
AUGUCUGCACCAGCUUCCCCCAAACCCUCCCCCAAACCAUCCUUCGACUCCGAGGACCGCCCAGAGUCCCAGGAUCAUACGACAGCAUCCACAGGCUCCGGCCACACCCGCACCGCCAGUGACAAAUCCGGCGACUACAGUCCCCGACGACGAUCGAUCCAGUUUAGCGUCGGAGCCGCGGAAGCCCAGCUCCCGACUCGGAAAUCCAGUUUCAAGGAAAAGCGGCUGUCAUAUGGGGAUGCUCCGACUCGAGAGAGGGAAUUGGAAGAGAAGGACAGGGAACACAAGGCCGCUCUUGCGAAUAGAGGGCCGUCUCCGCCUCCGCCAAAGACUUAUGAGCGAGGCGUUUCCUUUGAUACUUUUGAUAAUUUCGAUGCGACUGAUUUUUCCCUUACAUUGAACUACAAACACAAAGGAUACCAGAGCACGCGACGCAGCAGGACAUUUUUAUGUGGAACGGAUCAAAACGAUUACUCUGAAUUUGCAUUAGAAUGGCUUCUUGAUGAGCUGGUGGAUGACGGAGAUGAGAUUGUUUGUCUCCGGGCUGUGGAGAAGGAUUCGCGCAUAGCCAGUGACGUCGGCAUUGAGGAGGGCAAGUACCGACAGGAAGCGGAGAAGCUGUUUGAGCAGGUUAUCCAGAAGAACAGCCAGGAUGAGAAGGCUAUCAGCUUGGUGCUGGAACUUGCAGUCGGCAAGGUCGAGAGCAUCAUUCAGCGCAUGAUUCGCAUAUACGAACCUGCAAUGCUCGUUGUUGGCACGCGUGGCCGCAAUUUGAAAGGAGUGCACAGUCUUCUACCCGGUUCGGUCUCGAAAUACUGUCUUCAACAAUCACCCAUUCCCGUCAUCGUCGUGCGUCCAUCCCCGAAGCGCCAAAAGAAGAAACUUAAGCGCCGAGCGGACCCUACUCGUCGCAAUUAUAACCAUAUCCUUGAAAUGAGUGAGCAGCGUGGCAGUCGCAUCUUCGACGCCAGCUCCAGCACUGAAAGCAGUAUCUCGAAACUACCUGGCGAGGAAGCUGCCGUCGCCGAGGCCCUGGGUCUCCCCGCUUCAUAUUCAAAUGCGAACUCGCGAAGUUCACUAUCAAUCUCAGAUCGGAGCAGUCUCAGCGUCGAUGAAUCAGACUCAACCUAUCCAGCGCGAAAUUCACUGGAUGCCGUUGUCAUGGGAAGUCCAGCCGAGAGCUCCCAAGAGAGCAUUGUUGGCGAUGAAAAUGGAAUCAAAUCAUCUCCAGAUGACGCAACGGAUCUUCCUUCAUCUAUCGAGCAAGACGACUCAAACGAUUUUGCGUCGGCCGCCGAGACUGAAAAGCCCAGCGAGGCAGAUGAGACACCCGAGAACAAGACACCGGUAUCCAUUCCUGUCAUUGAAGUGUCAAAUGACAAUGAUCAGAACGAUAAAAAAGAACAUUAA